Sphaeroforma arctica JP610 is the source of this 381-nucleotide messenger RNA. RefSeq lists its product as hypothetical. Gene Ontology annotation, biological process: Ras protein signal transduction; positive regulation of GTPase activity. Lineage: Eukaryota; Ichthyosporea; Ichthyophonida. Gene Ontology annotation, molecular function: guanyl-nucleotide exchange factor activity. The record is from RefSeq and is a predicted model, not a curated record. The transcript is spliced from 3 exons. Gene Ontology annotation, cellular component: plasma membrane. Bases 1 to 381 code for a protein of 126 amino acids.
AUGAUGCACGAGUGCAUGGACACAGCAUGGCAGAAGAAGGACAAGGCCACCAGAGCACCCACAGUGCUCACAACCAUUGCGUUUUUCAACGAAGUGGCUGAGUUUGCCAUGACCUGCAUAGUACAGUGCAUGCACCCGGUGGCUCGGUUAAAGGCCAUGAUUCGCCUCAUAGACAUCAUGGUGGAGUUGCUGAUGCUGCACAAUCUGUCGUCGGCCAAAGCCAUACUCGCCGCUCUGCAGAGCACCCCAGUGUACCGACUCAAGCAAACCUGGAUGAGUCUUAGUAAAGAUGCGCAGAAGGUGUUUGACGAGUGUGCGAUGCUGCUGUCGGAAGAGAACAACAUGGCCCAAAUGAGAAAGGUAACCCUAAAACCCAAAUGA